Messenger RNA from Candida albicans SC5314, 1875 nucleotides. RefSeq names its product ferroxidase (gene FET3). Lineage: Eukaryota; Fungi; Ascomycota; Pichiomycetes; Serinales; Debaryomycetaceae. Bases 1 to 1875 code for a protein of 624 amino acids. Gene Ontology annotation, cellular component: high-affinity iron permease complex. The record is from RefSeq and is a predicted model, not a curated record. Gene Ontology annotation, molecular function: copper ion binding; ferroxidase activity. The transcript has a single exon. Gene Ontology annotation, biological process: reductive iron assimilation; cellular response to iron ion starvation.
AUGCGAACAUUUCUAUCAUCAUUCAUUAUUUUGACUACAUUUUUAGCUUCAUUGAUAGCUGCUGAAACUCACACAUGGUAUUUCAAAACUGGUUGGGUAGACGCAAAUCCUGAUGGGGUUUAUCCCCGUAAAAUGAUUGGGUUCAAUGAUUCAUGGCCAUUACCCACUUUGAGAGUUAAAAAGGGCGACAGAGUUCAAUUGUAUUUGAUUAAUGGAUUUGAUAACUUAAAUACUACUUUACAUUUUCAUGGAUUAUUUGUUCGUGGUGCCAACCAAAUGGACGGGCCAGAGAUGGUUACCCAGUGUCCUAUCCCACCUGGUGAAACAUACUUGUACAACUUCACUGUUACUGAUCAAGUGGGAACUUAUUGGUAUCAUAGCCAUACAGGGGGUCAGUAUGGAGACGGUAUGAGAGGUGUCUUUAUUAUUGAAGAUGAUGAUUUCCCGUAUCACUACGAUGAAGAAGUUGUUUUAACUUUAAGUGACCAUUACCACAAAUAUUCAGGUGACAUAAUGCCUGCCUUUUUAACCAGAUUUAAUCCGACAGGAGCAGAACCGAUCCCACAGAACUUUUUGUUCAAUGAAACAAGAAAUGCCACUUGGAAGGUCGAACCUGGAAAAACUUACUUUGUUAGGAUUCUUAAUAUCGGUGGAUUUGUAUCACAGUACUUGUGGAUGGAAGAUCAUGAAUUUACUAUUGUUGAGAUCGAUGGCGUUUACGUUGAAAAAAACACCACUGAUUUGAUUUAUAUCACAGUUGCUCAAAGAUAUGGGGUUUUGAUAACCACAAAAAAUUCAACCGAUAAGAACUAUGCAUUUAUGAAUGGUGUUGAUACUACCAUGUUGGAUUCAGUUCCUGCUGAUUUGCAAGUCAAUGGGACCAAUUAUAUUGUUUAUAAUGAAAGCUCCGCCUUACCGGAUGCUUACGAUAUCGAUUCGUAUGAUGAUGCCUUGGAUGAUUUCUACUUGAAACCCUUGAGUAAACAAAAGUUGAUGGAUGAUGCUGAUUACACUAUUACCGUUGAUGUUCAAAUGAAUGUCUUGAAUGAUGGGAUCAAUUAUGCUUUUUUCAACAAUAUUAGUUACAAAGCACCAAAAGUUCCAACCUUGCUAACUGUUUUAAGUGCUGGCGAAGCUGCAACAAACGAAUUGAUUUAUGGUACCAAUACCAAUAGUUUUGUAUUACAAGGUGGAGAUAUUGUUGAUAUUGUGCUAAAUAAUUUUGAUACUGGUAAACAUCCAUUCCAUUUACACGGUCACGUUUUCCAGUUGAUUGAGAGACACGAAGCUGUAGGUAGCAAAGAAAGUGCAGUUACAUUCAAUGUCAGCGAUCAUGCUGAAUGGCCCGAGUAUCCAAUGAUUCGUGACACUGUUUACGUUAAACCUCAUUCUUAUAUGGUUUUAAGAUUCAAAGCUGACAACCCCGGGGUUUGGUUUUUCCAUUGUCACGUCGACUGGCAUUUAGAACAAGGUUUGGCUAUUGUUUUGAUCGAAGAUCCUCAAGCCAUUCAAAAGAAUGAAAAAAUUACUGAGAAUCAUAAACGUAUCUGUGAAAAAGUUGGUGUUCCCUGGGAAGGUAAUGCUGCUGCCAACAGCAAUGAUUAUUUGGACUUGAAGGGUGAAAAUGUUCAAGUAAAGAGAUUACCAACAGGAUUUACCACCAAAGGAAUCGUAGCAUUAGUGUUUUCAUGUGUUGCUGCGUUCUUAGGCUUAUUCACAAUUUCUUUCUAUGGUAUGAAUGACAUUGCUCAUGUUGAAGACAAAGUAGCCAGAGAUUUGGAUAUUGACUUGGAAGCAGAGAAUGAGGACGAAGAAGAAGCAGUUGUUUUGAACCAGAAUUCAUCUUCUUCAGACAGCAACUCUAAGCCACAUUAA